Messenger RNA from Dermacentor andersoni, 780 nucleotides. RefSeq lists its product as uncharacterized. Lineage: Eukaryota; Metazoa; Arthropoda; Arachnida; Ixodida; Ixodidae. The record is from RefSeq and is a predicted model, not a curated record.
UUUUGUUGUUUUCUCUUUUGCUUUUGUAAUUCUUUGCUUGUUUAAUGAUCCCCGCCACUGACCCGCACCCGUGCAUGGGCCACUGAGCCAUCCUUUUCAUUAAAGUUGCUUCCCUUUUCUUGCGGACAAGCCAGCGUCUUGAGACGCUUGGAGCGUUUCAAUUUGGACACCUCAACAGGUUGAGCAGCUAUUAGUAGCGAGCGUGCGUGAUCGCAGAGUAUUCUACAGACGCGGAAGAGAAAACCCCGAAAAUCCGAGGGACUUCGCUCGUGCUAUGCGGGCGGCAACGGACAUAAUGCUGUCGUGCAAGGACUACAUCAUGAAGCUAGACCUAAGCCCACUAAUUCUCAAGGAGCGCCGACGGCUGUGCAUCGCAAUUCGGAUCUGCUACGCUCAAGCGAGCUACCACAACAGCACCAUCAAUCAACUUCGGAGAUCGUUCUUGGACUGCAUAGAGAAAUCGUUCCAUAUAUUGGAAGCCAUGAGUCCGGAACUGCUCGCCAGGCUGAGACUGAAUGUGACCACCCUCGUGAAAGCCGGAACAACAUGCGCAUUCAACUAUAUUCCUCGUGAAGAAAAGUAUGCAUUAGCAAUCCUUGCGUAUUUUUCCGAUUUUAUUUCAGGGUAAAAAAGAAUCCAACAGUCAAUAAAAAAGCAGCGUGUGUUUUGGAGAUGCAGAACCGUUGCGUUAUUUCCUCGAUUCGUCGUUUUAUUACUGUUGUUUUGAAUCAGCCUUGCAAAACCUUUCGACAAGAUUUUUGUCACAGGGCGUAGCAACAG